This is a messenger RNA of Pocillopora verrucosa, 5878 nucleotides long. RefSeq names its product kinase suppressor of Ras 1. The record is from RefSeq and is a predicted model, not a curated record. Gene Ontology annotation, biological process: protein phosphorylation; Ras protein signal transduction. Gene Ontology annotation, molecular function: protein kinase activity; ATP binding. NCBI's taxonomy places the organism in Eukaryota, Metazoa, Cnidaria, Anthozoa, Scleractinia, Pocilloporidae. Gene Ontology annotation, cellular component: cytoplasm.
AUACUCCCGGGCACCUGCGAGUUUCGUUCCGUUGUCAUCGAAAUAUCUUCCGGCAGCACCGGUGUGAUUUGCAAAUUACGUUGAUAUUAUUGAAGUUUUGAAGCUUACAAGACGAUCUUUGAUGGGCUGAUAAACGCCAUUUUCAGUUCGAUGGUUGCUACGAGCUACAGCAACCAAUUCAGAUUUUCGACGAUUUUCGCUAGGUUAUUUUAUCUGUUAAUUCUUCAGGUCGUUUCGGAGGUAAAUCCGAGGUGAUAAAAGCGACUGCACAAGCUAAGACAAUUCGUAGCGCGGAAAGUCGGUUAUUGGCAGAAGUUUUCUCAUUGAUUACGGUGGUUUUAAAUCGACUCGCUAAUUAGUGGUGGCCGAUUACAUAUCAUCUUCGACAAAGUUUCGCAGCAAUCAUGCAAGCAAACCGGCUCGUGGACUGCACAUUAGUCAAAGUGAACCAGGGAUUUCAAGAAAAAAUACGGGGAAUUUAGACUUCCAAUAGCGCCUUUAUUUGUCAUGGAGGCGUUACAUCUGAUCCAUAAACUUGUCCCUGGUCGCCAAAGGAGGUAUCGUCUCAGUUCACAUGGGUUAAAUCGAAGUGUAGACAGCAUCCUGGAUGGCCUUGAUGGUUCGAAACGACGAGCAUCAUAUCCGGCAAACUCUGAGCUGCGGGCAAUCAAAAGACUGAAAACAGUCAAAAUGUCCACCAACGGACUGACGGUCUCGAAGGUACUCGAGCAGAUCCAACUUGUGCAGGGUAUGAUUGACAUAAACGCCUCCAGCUUAAACAGUCUUCGAACACAGUUUUCCACCAACAGCGACUUGAUCCAGCAGGAAAUUCGCACGUUAGAGGGAAAGCUUGUUAAACUGUUUUCGAGGCAGUUAGUUGCAAAGCAGAAGUGCAAUGAAGAUUGGAAUGACUGUGAAAAACUCCGUUAUUAUCCUAAACUAGAACAAUGGCUGCAGGUGGUAGGAAUCAACGAAGAAGCAAUUAAGAAUUUGGAGGAGAAGUGCAGCACAGUGGAAGGUCUUUUGUCUUUGUCUGAUGAGAAAGUAAAAGCAAUGCUGGAGAAUUAUGCUGAAGGACAAGAAGAAAGUAGAAGGUUAAUUGCAGCUCUAAAACAUCUUCAGGCAUAUACAGAGCGACAGAAACAGGGUCACAAAGACAGCACUUCAGAUAUAUAUUGGGAUUCCUGGGAUACGGGAAAGACAAGGGAAAAGAGCCUCUCUAUCAGCCCCUCUGAGCGUUCGUCACGUUCCUCUGUCACUUUGGACAGUGAUGUACCCCUGUCAUCACCAAGCUCAGAUGCUGACACUGAAGGUUCCCGACUGUCAACACUAUCUGCAAGUGAUACUGAUAGUACUCUGAGUCCUAAGCACAUUGGUAAUUCACAACCAGCUUAUUUCAGUAUGAUCAAGAGAAGUGUAUCUGAUGAUGCAAAUUUAGGGAACAGAAUAUUUGUGAACAAUAAUGAGAAUCCAUAUUUGAAUUGUGGUAAAAAACGAGGAGGAAAGCUGGAACCUGUCACUCCUCUCACAAUUAAUAUUCCUAAAAGUAGAAGUGGAGACAUCUCACUACAUUCCCAGUCUGAUUCUGAGUCGGAUCAUAAUCUAAGUUCCCAUGCAAUAAAUAAUUCUCCAUCAAGGAUUACUCACUAUGGGAUGGGACAUACAAUCAGUCACAGGUUUUCACAAAAGGCAUUUAUGGUUAGUCUGGCUUGUGAUCACUGCCAUAAACUUCUUUUGGUUGGUGUAAAAUGCAAAUACUGCAAGCUCAAAUUUCACAAGAAAUGUGCAAAAAAGGCCACUGCUUCCUGUGGGCUCCCUAAAGGGUGUAGUGACUUUUUCACUGCUCAAGUGCGACGAGCUUUAAAUUACCGUUCUUUACCCAUGACGCGGUCUCAUGUGAAGAGAACAAACUCUGAACCAUCGAGCAUCGCCCUUCAAGUAGAUCUACCCGAGCAGAGAUUCAACCAGAAUCGUAGCCAUGGUGAUCUGCAUACAGUAGACCCGAAAUCUUGGACACCUGUUCCAAACGAAACACCAAAAGGAGUUGACUCCUGUUCCACGUCAUCAUCAACCUCAUCACCACCUUCUUCGCCUCUUCCGGCGGCAUCAGCUAAUGUUAGUCUGUCUGCACAAGAAGAACUUGACCAGUUUCCAGAGUCGCACUUCUCUUUCACUGAUGUUUCAAGAAUGACAGCUUCCUUGCACAGUAACGAGAUGAUUGAGUCAACGAGCACCUUGGUAAGGACUGAAAGUGUUAAGUCACGGCAGAGCAACAACACCACAACUAGUAAUGACUCGACUUUGUCUGGAGAGGAUGUCCCGGGCAUUGACUCGUUGGACAGUCAGAUCUCUGAUGUGGACCCUGAGAGCAAGACUUGGAACCGUAGCCGAGUGGUUAAUAAAAAGGACAUGCUCCUGGACUUACAUCAACGAGGUAGCCUAAUGUCAGAGUGGGUGAUACCGUUUGAAGAAUUGAAUAUCACCGGGAGUCCACUGGGCAGUGGUAGAUUUGGUAAAGUUUACAGGGGUCACUGGCACGGUGAAGUGGCUGUGAAGAUGAUCGAGAUUGAGAAUCCCACAGAGGAGCAGCUCAAUGCCUUUAAGUUUCAAGUUGGAACUUUUAGAAAGACUCGUCAUGAGAAUGUGGUGUUGUUCAUGGGCGCAUGCAUGGAUCCUCCGAAACUUGCUAUCAUAACCAGCAUGUGUCGUGGGUUUUCCCUAUACACACAUAUACACGUUCGAAAGGACAGCUUUCCUCUGGAUAAAAUUUUACAGAUUUGUACUCAGAUUUCUCAGGGUAUGGGUUAUCUUCACGCACGAGGUAUUGUUCACACUGACCUUCGUUCCAAGAAUGUAUUUCUGGAGUCAUACAAUCGCGUGGUGAUCACAGAUUUCGGGUUGUUUAGCGUGGCUGGGUUGACAACCAAAUCUGUCAGGCCAGGUUUUUUGAUGAUUCCACAAGGAUGGCUUCCAUAUUUGGCUCCCGAAAUCCUUCGUUCGCUUACCACUCAACAAGACGCGCCAGACUCAUCACAGUUCACCAUGGCAACAGACAUGUACGCCUUCGGGACUGUGUGGUAUGAGAUGUGUUCUCGCUCCUGGCCAUUUGAGAAAAAUAUACCUGAAUCCAUAAUCUGGCAAGUGGGAAAAGGAGUAAAACAGUCGUUAGCAAAUAUAGAUAUUCCGAGAGAAGUUAAGGAUACUUUAACAGUUUGUUGGGCAUUCGAGCCAGAUAGACGACCAACUUUCGGAAAUUUACUGAGAACUUUAGAAAGACUUCCAAAAAUAAGACAUACGCAACGGCUACACAGAAGUCCAUCUCAGCCGUGCACUGUGGGGAGAGGGGCUGAGAAUCUGAUAUGAAGCUAUCAUGUCAAUUGAGCGAAUCAAGGCUGUGGUAAAAAAGGCAAUAAUCUUCGCUGUCUUCGACGCUACUAGUAUGAGCGUGUUUCUCCCAGUGUAAGCAAUCAGGGACCUUAAGCAGUCAGGACGGCAACGCCAAGGAAAACUUCGAUUAAAAAAUGAAUUUCUGCCUUAAAUUAGAAUUUCAAAAAUGGCUGCAUUUGUUUACCGUCUCAUACAGCGCCACACCUCAACUUCAGCAUACCGUAUAAAAGAAGCGUUGAGUUCCAAAUGGAAAUUAAAAUAAUUUGUCGUCGCGGUCUCGGUUCGUAGACGACGCAAAUUGUGGUGAUUUCACGUUGUUGCUUUGCAUAGGACGGCUAAGAAAUUUACAAAGUUUUAAAACGCACGUGCUGAGCUAUUGUUCUGCCAAUUAGAUCUUUUGUUUUUCCACGUCCACGUUGCAGUCGCCGUCGUGGUUUGCUUAAGGUCCCUAUUACCUACUGAAUAGAGGUGUAGUUGUCAUUUGGGAUGUUUGCCAUUUCACUAGUGCAGCAGUGGGUCUGUUUUUUUCCCUCUUGUCUAUGCACAUUCUUCCUUAUGGUUCUCUGGGAAAUUUCUUUUGUAUGAACUUUUUCCUUUUAAAUAAUCCACUGUCAAUAUCUAUGAAUGAUAAUUGAUGACCGGCAGAUAAAUAAGGUUGUUACAAAUUUCUAGAUCGGAGGACUUUCGCUACCAAGUUACCAAGACUACUGAGGUUUUUUUUUAACCAAGACUUUUUUUUUUUUUUAAAUUUUAUUUUCAAAGAGCAUUCUCCCCUGCAUUUUAGAAGUAUUCGUCCUUUUUUUUACUGGUUUUUUUUUUUAUCUUUUUUAUUUUUUAAUCAUUUUGUUAUUGCUCUGGAAAACGUUUUACUUUUACCUAGGUAUGGCGCGGUACUGCAAUUGUCCUGGAAGGUUUUUCAUAUUUUUUUUAACCCGAUUUUUCUUCUUGUUAUUAUGCGCUAAAUGUGGCAUCAGAGGGGCCCAGAAACCUCCAGAAGCCUUCUGUUUAUGAAAAACAAUGUCGCGUCAUUUUAGAUUGUUGUACACGAUGAAUAGAUUCAAUAUUAGGAGGGCUUCAAAUUUUUAGUUUGACAUCAAAAAGGUGUUAAAUAGGGAGGGGUUGGUGUAGGACGGAAAAGAUUGACAAAAUUACUCACAAAUUAUUGUUUAGGCUCCUUAAAAAAGCCCAUUCUGGUAUACUAGUUGUGCUUCAACCAUCUCUCUUCCCCAAGUUAUGAUAAGAGAAACACUUCAGUAACUUGACAGUCAGUAUAUCUUAAAGAAAUCUUUCCAGCCUCUUUCCUUGUAUGUUCACAGAGUUUUUUUUACUAAGUUUUACUUUGGUAUGAGUUGGGCGCAACAAAUUUGGUAAUAAACAUUUAUAUAGUAUUAGAGUAAACAAGUCUUACGGCCUUAUCAGGCCUUCGGCUUAAGUUAUGUCUUAUGCUUCUCCUUUGUCUAAAUAUUACGGCAGAUGAGACAAAGACAUGUUGUGCUGCGAUUUCUUACCCAGCAACAGGUAGUAACAGCAAUUUGCAAGGCAUUCAAGCGAAAAGAGUUUUCAAUUACCUCAAAAUUUUAAGAUGAAGGAAACAAAAUAAAUUGUAAGUGUAUUGUCCACGCCUCUGGGCACAUAACAGAGGCAACUGACACUCUGUUUGGACUCUUUCACCCUCGAGGUCUCCAGAGUAAUUCUCCUUGUCUUUCCUGUAAUGUCCAGUGAGUGGCAAAAGAAGAAGACACGUCUCCGUUUAGUAGGUAGUCGGCUCUCCUUCUCCACUCAACAUGAUAAACAGAAACCUCUUAAUUUAUGUCUAAAAAGCUUAUUGAAAGUCCCCCCCCCCCUCAAAUAAUGUUGCCUGGUGGUGACCAUUAUUUAACACCAACACUAGCAUAAAGGAACUUUGAAAUUGGAAGAGGGAGAGACAAAUGAGAAUUCUCGUAAAAAAAAGCUAAAUAGUAGUCGAGCGUACUGAGGCUUUUGCUACUCAUUGUUUUUCUAAGAAUUAAAUGGUUAGUAAUUCCCCUCGUGGAUCUUUUUGUUCAUUUCACCACUAGUCUUCUUGAUGGUGUAUUAAUAUUUUAUUGAUAAAUUACUUCUUGGUAAUCGUUGAGAGUGAAAGGGUUUAGGUGGCCAAAUAAAAAGUGCUGUUGGUGAACUUACGGACUGUAAGUGAACAUAAGUAGUGAGCGAACAUGAAUUUUAGGUACGAUUUCAGUUCAUAUGAAUUGUAAAUAAUUAUUUCGAGUUGUUUUUUACUUACAAAGGCCCCUAAAUCCAGGGAUGUAAAUACGUUUCUUUGAGUCCAUUUACUCCAGCUGAGGGUAACUUGUACAGUUUUCAGGGAAGUAUUUCAUGAUUGUUAUAAUUGUAAUAUUUUCAAUUUUUUAGAGACUGUUUGAAGUCUCGUAAAUUAUGAAUUGCUGUAUUCAGUCAGUUGGAAGAUCUUCUACUCACAUCUCUGAGUUUAAAAUAAAUUCUCCGUAUUGCA